UCCGAUUAUACCCGAACCGCACCCGACCGAUGACCCGAUUUGACACCUCACGUUACUCACGUCAGUGUAAUUGGGCCGUCAGAGUAGAUGAUACUCCUAUAAAGCCUGGCCCAUAUAAAUCCAAGUUGUACUAUUCUCUAUUUUCAUUUCGUCAUUUCCCUUAUUGAAAUUUGGCGCCCUAAAGUUAAGCAGCAACAGCUGUUGAAUCCGUAAGCUCAAUUCAGCGAAUCGCACAUUCUACAAUCGAAGAGUCAAGACUUACACGAAAUGUGCGUUGGGAACCCUUAUAAUUAAUUCUGUACUCGUGGAUGCAGAAUUGUAAUCAACAUGGAAGGGAAAGACGCUGAACUAGCAAAAAAGCGCAAGAUAAAUGAUAUGGAGCAUGAAAGAACUGAGGACAUAGGUGAAGCAAAUGAAGAAAAUGGAGAAGAUGAGAUGAACUUCUCUGGGUCAGAAGAGAUGAGGCUUGGCAUUGCUCGCCUUCAUGAGAAAGUCGAGGCAUAUAAUCAACUGGUUUCUGAGAUGCUGGAAUCUGGAAAGUCACUGUUCAACAAGCUAAGCCAGGAUUAUGAAGAGCGAGUUCUCAUGAUCCACAAAGAGCAGAUUGAGAAAUGGCAGGAAGAGGUGAAGGAGUUAAGGAUGAUUGAUUCAACUAACGAGGAAAUGAGUGAUCGUCUUAAUAAUGUCAAAUGCCUACUUCAAACUGUUCAUAUCAGUCAAUGAAGAUGCAGAAUAUCAGCUGCUAGACCUUGAUCCAUUGCCCUUUCUGCUGCGAAUCAUGUUCACAAGUUUAUGAAGAUCGGUCUGCCAAAUUUCGUAUGACUCUCUUAAUUCUCUAUAUAUGUGCAUAUCACUAAAUGAAAUACCACUUGAUCUAGCAGUUAUGUUUGCUACUUUGCUCCACCUUAGAUUACAGAAAAAGAAGUAUGUCUGCUUAUAUUCUAGCUUUUAAACCCUUGAAACUUUUACUCACUACACUUAGGUGGAUAAUGAGCUGCAUAUGAAAUACGAAGUAUGAAUGAUUGCCAUGCUAACUGUAUUACUAAGUACUCCGUAUGUUCUUGUACUUCGCUCAAUCUUUUCGUACAAACUUUUGUAUAAGGCGGUCUUACAGGAAAGACCACCUUAUAUGUGGGUAUUUUCGCGGGUCAAUACACACGGAUAUGGGUCUGGUUUAAUUUUGGGUCGCAUAAAAACCAAAAUUUCAUCCAUUUCAAACCUAAUUCCUGAUCUCUCUCCUCUAAACUCUCUGAUCCCUUUCUCUCUCCUCCUAACCGGAGUUGUUCUCUCUCCUCCGUCCGCCUCUUGGCCAAAGCCUAACACCGGCCAAAGCCUCCUCGCUGUUUCAAUGCUCCGCCGCCAUCAACUCCUCACCUUUCCAGAAGAAGAACAAGGAACACCGGUCGUGCCGUCGUUGUCGCCAUCACGUUUCCUCUUUGCCGCUUGUUGCGACCGCUGUCGCCGAUGUUUCUUUAGUGUUCGUUCGGUGGUUCGAACCAAGGAUUUCGGCGUCGCCGAUUCGUUUGAGCAGCGGCGUCGCCAAUUCGUUUGAGCAUCGGUGGAGUAGUCGAUGGUGGCGAGUUGUCCCCCGAAGGAAAAGCCUCAAAGAACUCAGUAUUGUUCACUUGGAUGUUGUUGGCUGUUGUAGGCUAGUUAUGUGAACUGAUGAAGAAUUGGACCGACUGGUGGUUUUCUGGUGGCUGCGACACGCAGAGAGGCAGCUUCUGAAGCACCGCAAGGUUUGUGUGGUGACGCUAGGCUUGCACCAUUAGGCUUGCUGUGCUGGUUGGCAAAAUGCAAAGAAUUGUAAUUUAGUUUCCAAUAUGUAUUGUAGAUGUAAAUAAUUUUUUUCAUUAGUCUAAGAAUAAUUUCAUUUUAGUUACAUUUUUGUUAUAUUUAGUUACAAUUUUAUGAGUUUUAGUUAAAAUUAAUUUUGUGGUAGUUAAAAAUUAUUUAAGUUUUAGUUAAUAUUUUUUAAGUUUUAGUUAUGAUUUUCUUGGUUUUAGUUAAGUUUUUUUUAGCUUUAGUUACGUAUUUGUAAGUUUUCAAUUCAGUGCUUUAGUUACGACAUUUCGAGUUUUAGUUAUGA
This is a messenger RNA of Spinacia oleracea (spinach), 2089 nucleotides long. RefSeq lists its product as uncharacterized. NCBI's taxonomy places the organism in Eukaryota, Viridiplantae, Streptophyta, Magnoliopsida, Caryophyllales, Amaranthaceae. The record is from RefSeq and is a predicted model, not a curated record. Bases 328 to 723 code for a protein of 131 amino acids. The transcript has 7 exons.